GCUUGGAGAUUCAACCUUUUAAUUUCCCUCAAACAAUUACUGAUGGAGAAAGGGUAAUUGUUGCUUGCACUACCAAAUCUGGAGCAAGGCCUGGAAAUACUUUGACAUUUAAUUGGUUAAAAGAUGGGAAAACUCUACAGUCUAAAAUUCAAGUGAAGACAUUUGCUGACUUUUCAACAAUUGUCAUUGAUCCAGUUACCGAGAACGACAGUGGGAAUUAUACAUGUGCAGUCAAAAGCAAUGGUCUACAUGAUACUUUCACUGCGUCGCUUAAUGUCAUGGUCCCUCCUCAGUGGGUGUUUAUACCAAAUGACUCAAGCAGCUUUGCUGGAGAUUUUUUGAUUAUCAAUUGCAAAGCAUCCGGAAAACCCCAACCAACAAUUUCGUGGUUGAAAUCUGAAGGCUCAGGCAAAGAAGGAUUUGUAUCGAUUGAUCCCAACGAUAGAAUUCUUUUACCAGCUAAUGGAAGUCUUAUUAUAGCUCGAGUGACUAAGUCCGAUGAAGGACUGUAUCAAUGUUUAGCAGUCAACACUGUUGGACAAGACCUGAAGAAAGUAAUUUCAAUUCAAGUAUCUGAAUAUCCAAAAAUCCAAGCUUUUAGUUUUCCAAAUGACGUUAUUGUUGGUCAGAAAGCUAGUGCAGCAUGUACAGCCAUAUCAGGGGCACCUCCUCUAGAUUUUCGGUGGCUGAAGAACGGCAAAGAACUUUCUUCGGGAGGCCAAAUAACAAUAAGAACACUAGUUGAUGUUUCAGUACUGGUCAUGGAAUCCGUAGACGCUUCGUCUAGUGGAAAUUACACCUGUUUUUUAAGAACAUCUUCUGGUAGUGAUUCGUAUACUGCUUAUUUAGAUGUGAAAGAGCCAAGCAGUUGGACUAACAAGAUCCAUGAUCAAGACUUGAAAGCUGGUGAAAAUGCUUCAAUAUUGUGCAAAGCAAACGGUUUACCUUCGCCUCAAGUGAUUUGGAAGAAAAAAACAGAUGCUGGAGUUGAAGUACUGACUUCUGUUGAGCAUCAAGUGCAAACGCCUGGAGCAAGCAAUUUACUGCUUUUAAAUGCAAAACCUGAAGACAGCAGCUAUUACACUUGUGAAGCAGGCAACAGCGUCGGGAGCAUAAUUUCAAGGGACUAUUUAUGUCAAUAUCUUGGAAAUCAUGCUGUCCUUUCAACCCUUAUGGCGUCUCUGGUACUCUUGGUUCAAGACUCGGCGAAAGGAGAUAGCCUUCAGAUACAACCCUUUUCCUUCCCAUCAAAAUCCAUUGUUGGAAGGAGGGUUAGUGUCACGUGCACGCCAAUAAGUGGAGAAAAAAUGGAAUUCAAAUGGUAUAAAAACAAUAACGAAUUAUUAAAAAGAAUGAAUAUUGACAUCAGAUCUUUUUCUGAUCUAUCAACUCUUGUGAUUGAUCCCUUAGCAGAGGAAGAUACUGGAAAUUAUACUUGCACUGUUAAUGCAAGAGGACAAACUGCAAGUUUUACAACAAUUCUGGAAGUCUUAGUUCCACCUACAUGGAUGAGUACACCAGAAGACGUUGAUGCUUUAAAUGGUGAUUCCAUCACAUUAAAUUGUAAAGGCAUUGGCAAACCAUUGCCAACAGUUGUGUGGUACAAAGCACAAAUUGACGGUCUGGAUUUUAUUCCUAUAUCUUCUCUGAAUAAUCCUAAAAUUCAAUCAAACGGCAGCCUCACCUUGACUGCAAUUGAGAAAGAAGACGAAGGCACUUACAAAUGCAAUGUAUCAAAUGGUAUUGGUUCGCCUCUUCUGAAAACUAUUGCUGUGCGUGUCAUAGGGCACAGUCUACGCAUACAACCCUUUUCAUUUCCUUCCAAAUCGGUCAUUGGAACAAGAGUAAGUGUCAGUUGCACACCAACCUCGGGAGAAAAAAUAGAUUUCAAGUGGUUCAGAAAUGGCAAGGAAUUAUCUAAAAGAAUGAACUUGGACAUCAGAUCUUACCCCGAUCUAUCGACACUUGUCAUAGACCCUUUGACAGAAGAUGACAGCGGAAAUUAUACGUGUAUUGUCAACUCAAUGGGAUUCACAGGAAGCUACACAACUAUGCUUGACGUUUUAGUUCCGCCUUCCUGGAUCGAAGCUCCAAAUGACAUUGAUGCUUUGAGUGGUGAUUCAGUUAUGUUAAACUGCAAAGGAAACGGAAAACCUAACCCGACAGCUUCUUGGUCGGUUAUACAAGGAGACAUUACAGAGUUCACUGCAGUAUUGAAUCACGCCCCGCAUUUAAACGGAAGUUUGCAUUUGAGAGCCAUUGAAAAAGAAGAUGAAGGAACCUAUAAGUGUAAUAUUACCAACGGAAUAGGUCCAGCACUCGUUAAAACAAUUGUUGUUCGUGUAAUAGAAGGAAAUUCCCUUGGCAUCCAACCUUUCUCUUUUCCUUCGGAGUCAAUUGUUGGGAAGCGCGUAAGUGUAAUGUGCUCACCAAGCGCUGCAGAGAAAAUGCAGUUCAAGUGGCUUCGCAACGGGAAAGAAAUAACGAAAGGUCAAAAUCUAGAUAUCCGUUCUUUUUCCGACUUGUCAGCAUUAGUAAUUGAUCCUUUAACGGAAAGUGACACUGGGAACUACACGUGUGUUGUAAGUACACGAGGCCUUUCUGGUAGCUACACAGCUGUGUUAGAAGUAUUGGUUCCUCCUACUUGGACGGAAGCGCCAACAGAUAUCAAUGCCUUAAGUGGUGACUCUGUAGUGCUUAAUUGCAAAGGUACUGGAAAACCAUCACCAACGAUAUCUUGGUCUAAAAUGCAUGGUGAAAAUGUGGAUUUCGUUUCUAUUUCCAGCCAAGCAAAUGUUUUCAUCCAUUCAAAUGGCAGCUUGCAACUUGAGCCUGUAGAGAAAGAAAACGAAGGAACUUAUAGGUGUAAUAUUUCUAACGGAAUUGGUGCGCCUCUGCUUAAAACUAUUGCUCUUCGAGUAAUAGGCGAAGACAUUAUUACAAUUCAGCCAUUUUCUUUUCCAUUCGAUUCUUCCAUUGGUAAACGUGUAAGUGUUACUUGCACACCUUUAAUUGGAGAAAAAAUGAACUUUAAGUGGCUUCGGAACGGAAAAGAACUCGCUACUGGAAAACACAACGUUCACAUUCUGUCUUAUCCUCUCAUAUCAAACUUGAUUAUAGAUCCUCUUACACUGGAAGACAGCGGAAACUAUACAUGUGCUGUCAGCUCUAGAGGUUUGUCUGGAAGUUAUACAACAAGCUUAAAUGUCCUGGCUCCACCCACCUGGUUAACUACUCCGAAUGACUUAGAAGCACGGAGCGGAGAUUCUGUUACAAUUAACUGCAGAGGAUCAGGAAGACCGGAACCCACUGUUUCAUGGACUAAAAGCAGCGGUGACGAGUUAGAUGCAAUUUCUACAAUAAUACCUUCAAAUAUUCAAAUGAAUUCAAAUGGCAGUUUGCAUAUCUCAUCCAUCGCGAAGGAAGAUGAGGGCAUGUACAAGUGUAAUGUGUCGAACGGAAUCGGAGGCGCAAUAGUAAAAUCGAUAAUGAUUAAAGUAAUAGAUGGAAAUUUCAUCAAAAUUCAGCCUUUUUCUUUUCCAUCUGAUUCUUCUAUCGGCAAAAGAGUGAGUGUUACAUGUACCCCCUUGAUUGGUGAGAAAAUGGAGUUCAAAUGGCUUCGAAAUGGAAUAGAACUUUUUUCUGGAAAGCACAAUAUAAAUAUUUUAUCUCUGCCAUUGUUGUCAAGCUUAGUCAUAGAUCCGUUGACUUCUGAAGACAGUGGAAAUUACACAUGUGUAGCAAACGCUAGAGGUUCUUCAGGAAGUUUUACAACAGCGCUAGAUGUACUAGCUCCAUCAUCUUGGAUCAUUAUGCCAUCUGAUGCAGAUGCAAAAAGUGGUGAUUAUCUUUUGCUGCAUUGCAAAGGCACUGGAAAGCCGAUUCCAAGCGUUAUUUGGUCCAGAGCUUACGGUGACACUUCUAACUAUAUGGAAAUAACAGGAUCAGAAAAUAUUAUUUUGCACCGUAACGGCACCUUGCAAAUAGAUUCCAUUUCAAAGGAGGAUGAAGGCAUGUAUAAAUGCAACAUCAGCAAUGGCAUAGGAAAAGUCUUGAUAAAAACAGUCAUGGUGAAAGUUAUAGGACCAUUCAUUGAGCGUGGGAUUGCUGUAAAAUUAACUAUAAAAACUUUUGGCAUAAUCAAAGAAGUGUUAAAUAAAAGUUUCCCAAAAAUUGUUUUAAAAGAAGGAACAUGUGUCAGUGUUCAAAACAUGGUGACAAUUGCGCUCCAAGAAGUGUUAGAAAAGAGUGCUGAACCAAUUAAGUGUUCUGAAAAUGGUUCUCAGAAGUGUUUUGAAAGCCAUUCCAAAAGUGUGCAUCAUAAUGUUCUGAAUAAAGAGAUACGCGUCUGUGUUCAGAAAAUGUCAGAAGAUUUGCAAUGUACCUUGUUAAACGCAAACAGGUAA
Messenger RNA from Uloborus diversus, 4406 nucleotides. RefSeq names its product hemicentin-1-like. The annotation marks the transcript as partial. Gene Ontology annotation, cellular component: plasma membrane; axon. Lineage: Eukaryota; Metazoa; Arthropoda; Arachnida; Araneae; Uloboridae. Gene Ontology annotation, molecular function: cell-cell adhesion mediator activity. The record is from RefSeq and is a predicted model, not a curated record. Gene Ontology annotation, biological process: axon guidance; homophilic cell-cell adhesion; dendrite self-avoidance. The transcript is spliced from 23 exons.